AUGGGUAACUCUCCAAGCCGCGUCACGGCGCAAGAUAAAGCAAUCCUCGACCUCAAAACCCAGCGCGACAAACUGCACCAAUACCAGCGCAAGAUCACCGUCCUCACCGACCGCGAAACCGCCAUCGCACGGCAGAUGUUAACCAAGGGUGACAAGCAGCGGGCGCUCUUGGCUCUCCGCAGGAAGAAAUAUCAGGAAUCUCUGUUACAAAAGACCGAUGCGCAGCUCGAACAGCUCGAAAAGUUAACAUCGAGCGUGGAGUUUGCGCUGAUACAAAAGGAUGUGUUUUUCGGCUUGCAGCAGGGGACAAAGGUCCUGAAAGAAAUCCAUACCGAGAUGGGUGGGCUGGAACACGUGGAGAAGAUGAUGGGGGAGACGGCGGAGGAGAUUGCUUAUCAGCAGGAAGUAAGCGAAAUGCUAGGAGGCCGCAUCUCCAACCAGGACGAAGACGAAGUCGAAGAAGAGCUGGCCGCGUUGGAGGCCGAGGUGGCUGCUAAGAACCGUCCGGUGUCGGUACAACCAGUACCACAGGUGCCGCUACCGAAUGUUCCCGAUACCGAGUUACCGUCGACACCGUCAAGAGUUGAAGAAGAGGGACAGCAGCAGCAACAGCAACGACAGAAGGAAGAGGGGAGAACGGCCAUGCUGGCUUGA
Sordaria macrospora k-hell is the source of this 654-nucleotide messenger RNA. RefSeq lists its product as uncharacterized. Lineage: Eukaryota; Fungi; Ascomycota; Sordariomycetes; Sordariales; Sordariaceae. The record is from RefSeq and is a predicted model, not a curated record. Gene Ontology annotation, cellular component: multivesicular body; ESCRT III complex. Gene Ontology annotation, biological process: late endosome to vacuole transport via multivesicular body sorting pathway; vesicle budding from membrane.